AAAUCAGUCGACUUAAAAAUCUGCGUUAAAGGUGUUUGGAGACGCCAGUCUGUUUGUGUAAACUACACAUCCCAGAAUGCACCACGGCUUCAUAGUCCUUUUGUUGCCGGAACGCUAGUGGAGAAUGCUAGGACACAAUGAUCCUCCGAGCAGGAAGGAGACUGGAGACCAAACUCAGGUGGAGGAACAGCAGUCGGAGAAAAUCAUCUUAAACUCUGAUGAAUUUUUCCCGAACUGUUCCCCAGUGGCAGCUCGGUUUCUCCAGGCCGAGCUGGAACUUAGUGCCUGUCUGCGAACUUUGACCUUCAGGGAUCCGGUGCGUUAUAUAUACAACCCGCUGGAGUACGCGUGGGACACACACCGUCUCUAUGCUGAGAAAUACUGCCACGGGAGACAGAGCGUCCUGUUCCUGGGGAUGAACCCGGGACCGUUCGGCAUGGCACAGACCGGAGUUCCGUUUGGUGAGGUAAAGGCCACCCGCGAUUGGCUGAAGAUCUGCGGUGAGGUGGGUCAUCCUCCUAACGAGCAUCCGAAACGUCCAAUCAGAGGCUUUCUCUGCUCUCAGAGCGAAGUGAGUGGCGCGCGGUUCUGGAGUUUUUUCCAGCAGGUCUGUGGAGAACCGCAACACUUUUUCCGUCAUUGUUUUGUCCAUAACCUGUGCCCUCUGAUGUUCAUGACCGAGACGGGGAGGAACGUGACCCCCCCCGAGAUGCCUGCUGAAGACCGGGAGGCCCUGCUGCUCCACUGCGACGCUGCGCUGUGCCAGGUGGUACGUGCCCUCGGUGUUUCCAUGGUGAUCGGAGUGGGCAAGGUGGCAGAGCAGCGAGCUCGACGUGCCCUCGCUGAAGCCGGAGUGGAGGUGAAGGUAGAGGGUAUCAUGCACCCUUCACCCCGGAACCCACUGGCUAACAAAGGUUGGGCUUCUGUGGCUCGAACCAAGCUGGAGCAGAUAGGGGUGUUGGAUUUACUCCUCAAGUGACUGUAUACUGAUAGAAUGUUUUUAUUUGUAUAUAUUGUUUUAUAUAAAGUUACACUACACUCACUGCAUACUUUACAGUACAGUUAAUCAGACGAGGCACGACCGGGGUCUGAUACUCUCUCCAUGGAUAAAAGAGCUAACAAGCACAGAAGGUCCUUCAGCAUCAGACUCAAUGUUUUAAACCCCAGCGUCCAGCUUCGUUCAGCAUCAGACUCUCUCAGAGCCUGGGAAGGAAGAAAGAAAGAAAGAAAGAAAGAAAGAAAGAAAGAAAGAAAGAAAGAAAGAAAGAAAGAAGCUAUAAAAAAGAAAAAACUAAAAAUUCAAAUAAAAAGUUAUAAAAAAGGAAAGAAAG
This is a messenger RNA of Silurus meridionalis, 1331 nucleotides long. It is a transcript of the gene smug1, whose product is annotated as single-strand-selective monofunctional uracil-DNA glycosylase 1. Gene Ontology annotation, biological process: base-excision repair. Bases 125 to 979 code for a protein of 284 amino acids. The record is from RefSeq and is a predicted model, not a curated record. The transcript is spliced from 3 exons. NCBI's taxonomy places the organism in Eukaryota, Metazoa, Chordata, Actinopteri, Siluriformes, Siluridae. Gene Ontology annotation, molecular function: oxidized pyrimidine nucleobase lesion DNA N-glycosylase activity; single-strand selective uracil DNA N-glycosylase activity.